Molecule: messenger RNA, 981 nt
Organism: Aspergillus terreus NIH2624
Lineage: Eukaryota; Fungi; Ascomycota; Eurotiomycetes; Eurotiales; Aspergillaceae
Product: alpha-L-arabinofuranosidase precursor
Exons: 1
Coding region: 1-981 (326 amino acids)
Biological process (GO): L-arabinose metabolic process
Molecular function (GO): alpha-L-arabinofuranosidase activity
Source: RefSeq, a predicted model, not a curated record
AUGAGACCCCGUCAAUCCAAGGUCACCCAAGUGCUGUCGGGGGCCGUGUUGCUGGCCUCCGGGGCCGCGGCGUCGUGCUCCCUGCCUUCUACCUACAGCUGGACGUCGACCGAAGCCCUCGCUGAGCCCAAGUCAGGAUGGACCGCGCUCAAGGACUUCACCAACGUCGUGUCCAACGGCCAGCAUAUCGUGUACGCCUCCACUACCGAUUCCUCCGGCAACUACGGGUCGAUGGCCUUUAGCCCCUUCGCCGACUGGUCGGACAUGGCCUCGGCGUCUCAGAACGCCAUGAGCGCGAGUGCCGUUGCCCCAACCAUCUUCUACUUCGCGCCCAAGGACGUCUGGAUCCUGGCCUACCAGUGGGGCCCGACGGCCUUCUCGUAUAAGACGUCCAGCGAUCCCUCCGACGCCAACGGCUGGUCCGAGGCGCAGCCUCUCUUCUCGGGUUCCAUCUCCGACUCCAGCACGGGCGUCAUCGACCAGACCGUCAUCGGCGAUGACACCAACAUGUAUCUCUUCUUCGCUGGCGACAAUGGCCGCAUCUACCGCGCCAGCAUGUCCAUUGACAACUUCCCCGGCGACUUCGGCACCCAGUCCGAGGUCGUCCUGGAGGACACUACGAACAACCUGUUCGAGGCUGUCCAGGUCUACAAGGUCGACGGCCAGGACCAGUACCUGAUGAUCGUCGAGGCCAUCGGGUCCGCCGGCCGCUACUUCCGUUCCUUCACCGCCAGCAGCCUCGAUGGCGAGUGGACUGUGCAGGCUGGCACCGAGGACCAGCCCUUCGCCGGCAAGGCCAACAGCGGCGCCUCCUGGACCAACGACAUCAGCCACGGUGAUCUGGUCCGCAACAACCCUGACCAGACCUUCACCGUCGACCCCUGCAACCUGCAGCUCCUCUACCAAGGAAAGGACCCCAACAGCAGCGGCGACUACAACCAGCUGGCCUGGAGGCCUGGUGUCUUGACCCUGAAGGUGUAA